This is a messenger RNA of Lucilia sericata (common green bottle fly), 817 nucleotides long. Its product is annotated as ADP-ribosylation factor-like protein 3. Lineage: Eukaryota; Metazoa; Arthropoda; Insecta; Diptera; Calliphoridae. The record is from RefSeq and is a predicted model, not a curated record. The coding region runs from base 177 to 716 and encodes 179 amino acids. Gene Ontology annotation, biological process: cilium assembly. Gene Ontology annotation, cellular component: cytoplasm; microtubule cytoskeleton. Gene Ontology annotation, molecular function: GTPase activity; GTP binding. The transcript is spliced from 5 exons.
AUUAAACUUUACAAGUGUACUGUUGUUAUUUGUUAGAAUUUUUGUUUAAAUUGUUUUAUCUAGAACAUAAAAAAAAGAAAACAAAAGAUUUACAUACUAUAUCAUUUAAAUUAAUACAAAGUUGUGUGUAAUCCUCAAAAAAGGUGAUAAAAAUUAAAGCAUAAACAUUUGCAAUUAUGGGGUUAUUAUCUUUAUUACGUAAAUUAAGGCCAAAUCCAGAAAAGGAAGCCAGAAUUUUAUUACUUGGCUUAGAUAAUGCCGGAAAAACUACAAUCUUAAAACAAUUGGCCAAUGAAGAAAUAACAACGGUAACACCGACAGCAGGUUUUAACAUUAAGUCGGUUGCAGCUGAUGGCUUUAAAUUAAAUGUUUGGGAUAUUGGUGGCCAAUGGAAAAUUCGACCAUACUGGAAAAACUACUUUGCAAAUACGGAUGUUUUGAUUUACGUAAUUGAUUGUACGGAUCGUGAACGUUUAGCUGAAACUGGCAAUGAACUUUUUGAAAUGUUGAUGGAUAAUCGUCUUAAACAAGUUCCUCUUUUAAUAUUUGCCAAUAAACAGGAUUUACCAAAUGCAAUGUCAUCAUCUGAAGUCGCCGAAGCAAUUGGCCUGGUGCGUCUUGAAGAGCGUACUUGGCAAAUAAAGGCCUGCUCUGCUGUUGAGGGUACCGGUAUUAAAGAGGGUAUGGAUUGGGUAUGCAAGAAUAUGAAAAAAUGAUUCCAGUAUUUUGAAUAGAUUUAAUUCUUGUGAUUAUUUUGCGGUUGUUUUUAAUGUGCACAAUUUAUUAUUUAUUGGAAAUAAAAAUAUUGAUUCCUAGU